UGGACGAUGAGUGGUGGUGUUUGGGCACGGCCCGCAAGGGCCCAUGCCGAUCGGGCGCGCUGUCGUGCCGUCGCUCCACUUCUAGGAUACAUAGUCAGUCCCUGGCCCCCCAACAAGCCGUUGCAUUCCCACACACGGCGCUCAUCAAUACCUGCAGAGGAAGGACAACCAUGGAAAAGCAUUCAACGGGCUCGGGCGUGGGCCAGCACCCGAAACUCCUCACCAGGGACGCUCCCCAGAAGAAUAAACGCUUCGAAUACUACGAGUCACGGAAACAAAUGGCUCAUGCGAAACGACGCUCCAAGGAAAUAGACCGCUCCCUGAAGGAAGAUGCCCGCAAGCGCCGCUCCCAGUACGUCGUCUCCAUCGACGGUCUCCAUGAUUCCGGCCCUCGCUUCGCUCGUCAGCUUCAAAUCCUCAUCUCACACGGCCUCCCUCGCGACCAGCGCCUCUCCCACAAAGACAAUAUUCGACGAUCUCUACUCCAGGCCCUGUGCAGUGCCGCUACUGCCGCCCGCGAUGAAACCAAGUCUCCAAUUACCACCAUUACCAAGAAAACCGCAGAACAGAUUCUCACACAGCUGCCCAAUCCCAGCGACCUUGAACCAGGGUGGCGGCCAUCCCGCGACACGGUCGCCGCAGCGCUCUCGCUAUGGAGCGACGAAGGGUUGCGAGAGACAUUAAAGAGCAAACGAGAGCCAUGGGUACCAGGAAUGGAUAGCUACGACAGGUAUGCCAAGCCCUUCCCCCCUUACCAGUUGACAUAGGUGGUCCCGGAAGGUGUCUAACACGGGCCACGAAGCUCUGUAUUUCUCCCCGAAACAUGUUACUUCCUCGCCCACGUCGCCCGCAUCGCAGAAGCCGCGUACAUC
Messenger RNA from Aspergillus campestris IBT 28561, 872 nucleotides. RefSeq lists its product as uncharacterized. The record is from RefSeq and is a predicted model, not a curated record. NCBI's taxonomy places the organism in Eukaryota, Fungi, Ascomycota, Eurotiomycetes, Eurotiales, Aspergillaceae. The coding region runs from base 171 to 767 and encodes 198 amino acids. The transcript has a single exon. Gene Ontology annotation, biological process: signal transduction.